This is a messenger RNA of Zea mays, 1657 nucleotides long. Its product is annotated as RNA binding protein. Gene Ontology annotation, biological process: enzyme-directed rRNA pseudouridine synthesis. Gene Ontology annotation, molecular function: RNA binding; pseudouridine synthase activity. The record is from RefSeq and is a predicted model, not a curated record. Lineage: Eukaryota; Viridiplantae; Streptophyta; Magnoliopsida; Poales; Poaceae. The transcript has 6 exons. Bases 65 to 1255 code for a protein of 396 amino acids.
UACCCACACACUAUCCUCUCCCUCAGUGCUCACGUCUCCACCGGUCCACCCCCUCGGCAGCUCAAUGGCAGCUGCGACGGCGCCACCGCCGGCGGCGGUUGCCACCACCCUCUCGGGCCUCAUGCGCUGCCAGAACAUCCGUAGCAGCAGGCCUAGAGCCUUCUACGCGAGGUGCGCCUCCUCCAACGCGAGCGCGGAGGCGGCGGAGAGCCGGAAGGGAGGCCACGGCGGGACGCGCCUGGAGGAAGCCGUGCCCGUCGGCGAGGGGCGCUCGAGGGUAGACGCCUGGAUAUCGGCGCGUCUCGGCGGCGGGGGCGUUAGCCGCGCGCGCGUGCAGGCCAGCAUCCGGGCCGGGCUUGUCGCCGUCAAUGGCCGCCCGGUCUCCAAGGUUUCGCAUACUGUGAAGGGAGGGGACUUGGUCAGCUGCACGGUGUCAGAGCUACAGCCGCUGAGGGCAGAGGCGGAGGACAUCCCGCUGGACAUCGUUUAUGAGGAUGACCAUGUUCUUGUUGUCAACAAGCCGGCUCAUAUGGUUGUUCACCCGGCGCCAGGAAAUGCCAAAGGCACAUUAGUCAAUGCUAUACUUCAUCACUGCAAGAUCUCCACAUUUACCUGUUUAGCACGCAGCUCAGCUGGUGAUGAAUGCCCGGAUUCUACGGAUGAAGACACUGAUGUAUUUCAUGUGGAUCAGUUUGCUGCUGAAGAUGUAAGUUCAGAAGUCCGGAAUGCUCUUGUGCGCCCUGGUAUUGUGCACAGGCUGGAUAAGGGGACAAGUGGGCUUCUUGUUGUUGCUAAGGAUGAGCAUUCUCAUGCUCGAUUAGCAGAACAGUUCAAGCUGCAUACAAUCCGUAGGGUAUACAUCAGUCUUACUUGUGGCGCACCUAAUCCAAAUUCUGGCAGGAUUGAGGCUUCUAUUGCACGUGAUCCUAACAAUCGGAUUCGUAUGACUGCUAUUGCUGGAUCAGGCCACAGAUAUGCACGGAAUGCUGCUAGUAGGUACAAAGUAAGAGAGGUCUUUGCUGGUGGCGGAUCCGCACUAGUUGAGUGGAGACUAGAGACAGGACGCACUCAUCAGAUCCGGGCGCAUGCAAAGUACAUAGGGAUCCCUCUUCUCGGCGACGAAACAUAUGGAGGUACCCAGAGCAUGGCGUUAUCGCUCCUGAGACCAAGGAGUCCUUCGAAAUAUCACAGCGGCCUUUCGAAUCUGUUGUCUAAAGUGGACAGGCCUUGCCUUCAUGCUGCAUCGCUUGGGUAGGUAUCAUACAACACAGAUUCAAGCACCCACGUUCAGGAAAGGUCCUUGAGUUCUCGUGCCCCCCGCCAGAUGAUUUCUUGGAGGUGCUUGGUGAAUUGCGACGUGUUACGUCUAGGUCCAGUGAUGCCCCAAAUGGUGAUGGUGUUUUCCGGUGAGGGAGAUGGAUAGAACCAAGGCUGAGGAUGUGGAACAAGACAUGGGAACCCUUGGAGAUUUGUUCCAGGCUCCUAGAAAGAGAAAAGUGUUUCGUACGAGUUUUCCUGAUGGCUGGUGGAAGUGAGAGGGAAAUGAGUAGGAGAAUCUGUAUGCUUUCGGCUGGGCUCAUCAGUACACACGCAUUUGUUUUGGGCUCCGAUUCAUGGGCUUCCAGCAGGAAGAACUUCACGGGAUUCGAUUGAUCGA